Molecule: messenger RNA, 357 nt
Organism: Dentiscutata heterogama
Lineage: Eukaryota; Fungi; Glomeromycota; Glomeromycetes; Diversisporales; Gigasporaceae
Source: the annotation of a GenBank genome assembly
UACGAAAAUUAUGUAGAUGAAAGUGAUUAUGAAAUCAAUGUUGAUUACGAACCUUAUAUUUUCUGUUAUAUAUAUUCAUAUUAUACUAGUAGAAAAUAUCCGGAACGAUAUAAUAAAAAGAUUUUAGAAAUUUUUGAUUAUUUUUUAAUUGAAUUACCUGAUAGAAGAUGGGAGGGAAGAACAAUCUCAAGGCGCAGCGUUCAACCCUUUGUGGAUGGACCAAUUAUGCAUUCACGUAACAUUUUAAAAGCACUCUGGCAAAAAUAUUUCACUAAUGCAUCACACUUGGGUACAGAAAAAAGUACUGUUAGUUGUAAAAUAAAUUUAAUACUUGGCAACGAUGAUACUGCAUAUUGA